CAUCUCCAGCCUGUUGCCAUUAGAGUGUGUGUGAGUGUGUGAGUGUGUGUGUGCAGCCCCGCGUGUGUCUGCGUACGCUGAGAAUGUGUGUCUGUAAUAAUUUAGUCCUUUAGUGAUUUAGUGUGUGUAUUCUGUUGAGCUAGCAGAAACUUGGUGUGCGGCUGUGUGUGUAUGUGUGUGCACGUACAUAUGUGUGUGCGUGUGGUUGAGUCGGUAGCCAGGGACUCUAAGCCACAAUAUUUUCCCCCUCAGUCAUGUUGUUUUAUAUCAUUCAUAGAGAGAGAGAGAGAGUGUGGGGUGGUGAGGGGUUCAGAUAAAUACAGUAGUAAAGACAUGAGUGAUUGCUGAGGAGCGACCGAAGAGAAGAUGUAGAAGAAGAUUUGGUGUCCAAGGGUGGAGAGACAGAGGGGUGUAGGAAGUGUUUGCUGAGUGGGUUGGGGUUGAGUACACAGUAGCGCCACUGACCUAGAAGGACAAUAUUUGCAGACCGCACUUGACAUGCACAAACACACACCCACAUGAAGAGAGUGCACAGGGAGAAAAUACAUCCCAAAAACCAAAGGAGCCUGGCCUGUGCAGCCAUGCUGAUGUAUGAUUACCCUUUGAAGACAGACAUGGAGACGUCAUUCUACUCAUCGUUAGUGAAAACCCCGGAGCCAUACGGAGUGAUCUUCUCUCACCCAGCGCACAUCUACCACCCCACGCACAUGCACGCCUUCACCCAGUCCCACACCCCCAGCAAUCCCACGCACACCCAGCUGGAGCCCGUUGACCUGUCAGUCAGCAAGCGCUCCUCCUCCACCUCUUCUUCCUCCUCCCCUCCCUGCUCUUCCGCCUCCUCCCCAGCUUCCUCACGCAGCUCACCGCCUUCCCCCUACAGCUCGGCGAGCCGUGGCUCCCCCCGCUGCUCCCCUCAGCUGUCCCAGCUGCGCUCCUCGCCCUCCCACGCUCUGCAGCCGCCCACUUCCUCACUACCUUACCCUACUAUGGUGGCUCCUCUGAUCGGCUCAGGAUCCGGGGUCAUCCAGGGGUCAGGGGUCAUGGUGUCCCCAGUGAUGGUGCCCCUGUCUGUCCUCUACCCCUCCCCUCUCCAUCUGCACCAGUCGAUAAUGGUGAGCCCGCCAGUCGGCAGUGACGACGACCAUCAUCGAAGCAGAGAGCACAAGACAGUUCACUCUUCAAAGGCCAUGGAGCUGCGAGGCGACGCCCACGAUCUGCACAGGCCAAUCAAAACAGAGCCUCGCCCUGAGCUCGCUCAUGACCCCCACAGCAGCCAUGAGAUGAAGUCAUCGGUCAUCAGGAUAUCGCACGAAUAUGAGGGAAACAACCCGUCAGUAAUAGUUCAUUCGGGGGCAAAGCAUCCUCUCCCUGCCGACUCUCCUGACUCGCUGAAAAAGCGCAGAAUCCACCGCUGUGAUUUCACAGGCUGCAACAAAGUCUACACUAAGAGCUCCCAUCUGAAAGCACACCGCAGGACACACACCGGUGAAAAACCCUACAAGUGCAUGUGGGAAGGCUGCACAUGGAAGUUCGCCCGUUCAGACGAGCUGACGAGACACUUCCGCAAGCACACAGGAGUCAAACCAUUCCAGUGCCCCGACUGUGAACGCAGCUUCUCCCGCUCCGACCACCUGGCUUUACACAAAAAGCGCCACCUCCUGGUGUAAUGCGUUGCACAGAGCAACUUGAAAGAAACUUGGUGCUGGCUUCAAUGUUGGACUGUACCACUUUGACUUGAGGGGUUGGGGUCUAUAGUAAAGAGCUGGCCUUAAACAUUGGACUCCAAGAGGGAGUGGGGAAAUGUUCCUCAGGGUGCAAGUUCAUACCCUUUCACCUCAUUUGCCUGAAUAUGAGUUGGUGUCAGCCUGCUACUCAUCUAUCCAUCAAUUUUGAUCCUCUCUGCAGAUUUACCAGCUCAUCUUAACAUUAUAAUAGAAAUCGGAGUGUUGUACCAGACCUCUUAUCAGCUGUGGAGGAUCAAGACGCUUUUUUAUUUUUACUCUCUUUGAGAGGGGCCGUAGCAUCUCAGCUGGCCUGAGAGCAACACCCUCCUGUGGCCACAGAUCCGAACCGCAUCUACACCUGCUCUGUUUAAAGGUAUACUCUGCAGGAUUUGUCGGUUAGUGCUGGUAAGCACACAGCAUUCAAAGUUCGCCCCACCUUCCCAGCUCAAUGAGCUAAAAGAUAAAUAAAACGCUUUAUGUUCUAAAGCACAAAUAAACACCUCUGCACAACCCUGCGGGAAGGUACUGCUUUGUCAGAUUUUGUUUGAAUGCAGAGCUUCGUCCUGUCCACUGAGGCCUCUCUGUUCUGCAUGUGUGUAGCUCAACACCCCACCCUUGGUCAAUGAGACAUGCAGUCCUGCAGCUCUUUAUACAUCCAUGACACAGAGACAGAGAGCAGAGCAGAACAGAGGAGAGAAACAGAGACAGCAAUGUAAACUGGUCACUAAGCUACGAGUCCUGACCUCAUACCCUGUGUGCUGUUAUUGACUGGAGGCUACACACCCACCACCCAAAGGUUGACACAGAGAAACAUCGUAAACAGAACAAAAUAAUAAGAAAAUACAAGCAGAGGGCAGAGUCUCUGUAGAUACACCGAUACAUCAUAAGUAAUGAUUGAGAGGAACUCAUUUGUAUAAGUCUAUACAUUGUUUUUGUUUUUUUCUUUGUAUCCUGCAUAGUAUACCUUUAAACUUCACAGCUGAGAAAACACAGCAAGACACACAAACAUCAUACUCUUAAGCUUUCGUUUUAUAGCAUCAGCUCUCGCUUCUCUGCAUGCAUUUGAGUGAAGAUUGUGGACACACACACACACAACACGUUAUUUGCUAGCUAGGCCAAUAUAAUGUGAAACUUUCCAGAAUGUAUCGUUAUCACACCUACUGUGCAUUGUGUUAUAUAUCAGCUUUCUUAUCAGUGCAGCUACCUGUGACAUAACGCUAAGGCUAACACCUCCUUCAUGACACCACACACCUCAUCUGCCUCUACAAGCUUACAUCAUGAAGUGACUUUAAAAAAAACAAACAGGUAGCUAAUGCUUGCUUUUUCUUCUACAUACAUACUCAUGUUUUACAGCACACACCAGAAAACAUGCACUUAGUAAAAGCAGUGUGAUCUUGUGUACUUUUGGUGUCAGGGUUGAAAAAAGGGGGACUCAUUCAUUGUCAGAGUGAAGUGUUUUUUUAUGUGUUCAUUCAGAAAUGUGAACGUUGCUGCACAGGGGCAUUAUCGUUUUUUGGUGAGGAAAAGACACCACUCAGUUGGUUUAAGGGUAGAAGCAAUGAAAUGUUGUAUGUCUUAGAUCAAGUUUAUGUGUCUAUGAUAUGAAUUAUGUUUUUGGUUUGUGAUGUGACACCUUGGUAGCAUUUUUUUAUCAUAUGACACUUUUAUAUGGGAAAAAUACAAAGUGCAAAGCAGGGAAAUUUGCGCUUAACUUUUUGUUUUUCAAGAGUAGAUGAGUUUUAUUCAAGCCUGCCUUACAGGAUCUGUUAGGAUUUUUUUUUUUUUAAAGUCAUUUAAUUCAUUAGUGUUCAAUAUUUUAAUAUAUCCAUAUAAUGCCAAUCAGAUGCCAUAAGGUAGCAAAUAUUUGUAUUCUAUGCCAUCACAAUUGCUGAGCACAACUUUUUUUUUUACAGCUUCUGGAGAACAAAAAAGUUUUGUGUAUAGCGUCUUAGUACAUGUCUCCAAUGUGCACUUUAUAUAUAAAAAAAAAACAUUCCCAAAGCCAAACAUUCACAGUCACAUCAGUUUUGCUCUAUUCAUAAAUCUGCAGGUCAGUUUGAUCAGAAACAAUCAACAGGUUGUCAUUUUAUAAUCAUCUAAUGCCAUUAGACGGCUUUUUUUUUGGUCGCAUGCACACACACACACACACACACACACACACACACACACACACACACACACACACACCGAAUGUAGCGGCUCCACUAAUCUGCAUUUGCUCCUGGAUUUUUUUUUGUGGUUUUUGCUUGUAUAUGUUUUUGUGUGUGCAAAUAUAAGUUGUAUAUAUAUAAUAUAUAUAUACUGUACAUAUAUAUAUAUAUACAUAUAUAUAUAUAUAUUGAUUAUUAGACUGAAAGGGCAAUUAAAGGUUUUUAUUAAGCAUGAUUUUGAUACUCUUAUAAUAAUGGAUGGAUAUUACACAUUUCUAUAAUGUUGUGUCUGUAAUAAACCCUAUCUCUUUUAAUCUAUGUUGGCAAUUCAAAGGGAAUGUGUUAAACUGUGAACAUAUAACUGUACAGGUCUAUCUGCAAUUUUGCAUUUAUUUUAAAACAGAAUAUUCAUACCACUCAAUAAACGUAUUGAUACUA
Molecule: messenger RNA, 4312 nt
Organism: Scomber japonicus (chub mackerel)
Lineage: Eukaryota; Metazoa; Chordata; Actinopteri; Scombriformes; Scombridae
Gene: klf3
Product: Kruppel-like factor 3 (basic)
Exons: 6
Coding region: 519-1667 (382 amino acids)
Biological process (GO): regulation of transcription by RNA polymerase II
Molecular function (GO): DNA-binding transcription factor activity, RNA polymerase II-specific; RNA polymerase II cis-regulatory region sequence-specific DNA binding
Source: RefSeq, a predicted model, not a curated record